AUGCACCGAGCUGUCUCCAACCAGCGCUCGGGCUCCUCCUCCUCCUCCGGCUCCUUCCAGCCGCCGCCGCCGCCGCCCGCUCACCCCGCCGUCGACCUGCAGCCCCUGUUCCUGGGCGGCCGCAGCCGGCGCGUGUCAGGCUCCAGCUCGGACUCGGCCCGGGCCCGCAGCAGCAGCAGCGGGGGCGAGGAGGAGGAGAGCAUCAGCAAACCCCUGGUGCCGGCCCCGGCCGCGCCGGCCCCCGCCGCCUCCUCCCCGGUCUCCAGCAGCAGCAGCAGCAGCUCGGGCUGCAGCAUGACGGCCGGGGAGUUGUACGGGGGCGCGGGCCCGGCCGGGGGGGCAGCGGCGGCCACUGCUGGAGGGCUGCUGUGGCCAGGCGGGGGCUCCGGCGGGUCCCGCUGGGGCUACAAGGCGCUGUCCCUGGUGCUGCUGCUGGGGCAGGGCGCGCUGCUGGACCUUUACCUGAUCGCCGUCACCGACCUCUAUUGGUGCAGCUGGAUCGCCACCGACCUGGUGCUGGCGACCGGCUGGGGCAUCUUCUUCUGCCGCAACAGCCGGGCCCGGCGCCGGGAGCGCCCCACGCAGGGUCACCCCCCGCCGCUGCACCCGCUGCUGCUGCACCCCCCGCACGGCGGCCCGGGCGCGUGCCGGGCUGGUGGCCGUCUGAUCGAGCUGCGCCUGCCGCUGGGCACCACCGGCUUCCGCGUCACCCUGGCGCUCUCCGCCCCGCUGCUCUACUGCCUGCUGCGGGCCAUCGGCCCGGACGGCGCAGGCCAGCUGCUGCUGCCGCCCCAGCCCCCGCCCCAGCACCGCGCAGCUGCCGCCUUCCUGGCCACCUGCCUAGACCUGCUGGACAGCUUCACUCUGCUGGAGCUGGUGCUGCAGCCCGGCCGCCCGGCCCCGCUGCCCGGCCCGCUGCGCUACCUGCUCAUCGCCGUCUACUUCCUCUGCCUGGCCUCGCCCGUGCUCUGGCUCUACGAGCUCAGCGCCGCCCGGCCGCCCGGCGCCGCCCGCCUGGCCCUGCACCUGCUGCUGCCCGCCGGGCUGCUGGACGCGCCGCUGCUCGCCCUGCGCUGCCUCCUGCUGCUGCGUUACCAGCAGCCGCUCUCCGUCUUCAUGCUCAAGAACCUCUUAUUCCUGGCCUGCCGCGGCCUCGAGGCCAUGGAGACCUGCUGCCUGCUCCGCCCCGCCGCCGGGGGCGCCAAGUACAGCUCGGCGCCUGGCCCGGGGCCCAGCACCGCCCAGCUCAGCCACUGCAUCUCCGAGAACGACAUGGGGCCCCACGGCUACGUCAACACCCUGGCGGUCAGCGCCCAGAACUGAGCGGGGGCGGGAGGCCGUCCGACCCCUGCCCCCACCCACC
Chelonoidis abingdonii (Abingdon island giant tortoise) is the source of this 1363-nucleotide messenger RNA. Lineage: Eukaryota; Metazoa; Chordata; Testudines; Testudinidae. The record is from RefSeq and is a predicted model, not a curated record.